AUGAGUGUUAAAGCUUUCAAGCUCGUUUCUGCUGUUGAGCGGGAGAUGUUAAUGGGAGACAAAAAUUACAUCAACAUCGAAUGCAUUGAGUGUUGCGGAAAGAACCUCUAUAUUGGAACCAAUGACUGCUUUAUCUAUCACUUUCUGUUGGAUGAAAAGAUCUCAACAGCUGGAAAAAUAACUUUUGCUGCCACCAAGCAACUGCAUAAAUACCUGGGCUUGAAGAAGCCUGUGAGUGAGUUGAAAGCAGCCUCUGCCCUCACCAGGCUUCUUGUGCUUUGUGACAACACAAUAACACUAGUUAACAUGAUGAACUUGGAACCUGUCCCCACUGGUGCUAGAAUCAAAGGAGCUGUGACAUUCGCAUUAAAUGAAAACCCCGUGAGUGGGGAUCCUUUCUGUGUGGAAGUCUGCAUUAUCUCGGUCAAGCGGCGGACCAUUCAAAUGUUCAUGGUGUUUGAAGACAGAGUCCAGAUAGUGAAGGAAGUGUUUACUCCAGAGCAACCCUGUGCUGUGGCUGUAGAUGGUUAUUACCUAUGUCUUGCACUUACUACACAGUAUAUCAUUUUGAAUUAUAAUACUGGCGUCUCCCAGGAUCUAUUUCCUUAUUGCAGUGAUGAGAAACGGCCAAUUGUGAAAAGGAUAGGCAGACAAGAGUUUCUGUUGGCUGGCCCCGGAGGCCUAGGCAUGUUUGCAACUGUAGACGGCAUUUCACAGCGUGCCCCUGUGCACUGGUCAGAGAACGUGAUUGGAGCAGCUUUGUGCUUUCCUUACGUGGUUGCUCUCGAUGAUGAGUUCAUUACAGUGCACAGCAUGCUGGACCAGCAGCAAAAGCAAACGCUGCCUUUUAAAGAAGGUCACAUUCUACAGGACUUUGAAGGAAAGGUGAUUGUUGCUACUAAUAAGGGUGUGUAUAUCUUGGUGCCACUACCUUUGGAAAAACAGAUUCAGGAUCUUCUAGCUAGCCACAGAGUGGAAGAAGCCCUUGUUCUAGCAAAAGGAGCUCGAAGGAAUAUUCCAAAAGAGAAAUUUCAGGUAAUGUACAAACGAAUCCUGCAGCAAGCAGGUUUUAUACAGUUUGCACAGCUUCAGUUCCUUGAAGCAAAAGAACUCUUCAGAAGCGGCCAGCUUGAUGUCCGGGAGCUGAUCUCUCUCUACCCCUUCCUGUUGCCUACUUCCUCUUCAUUUAUACGGUCUCAUCCCCCUCUGCAUGAGUACGCGGACCUAAACCAGCUGACCCAAGGGGACCAGGAGAAGAUGACAAAAUGCAAACGAUUCCUCAUGAGUUACUUGAAUGAAGUCCGCAGCACUGAGGUUGCAAAUGGCUACAAGGAAGAUAUUGACACAGCUUUACUCAAGCUAUAUGCAGAGGCAAAUCAUGAAAGCCUGCUGGAUCUGCUAGUUUCGGAGAACUUUUGUCUUUUAACAGAUAGUGCUGCCUGGCUGGAAAAACACAAAAAGUAUUUUGCCCUUGGUCUCCUGUAUCACUACAACGGUCAGGAUGCUGCAGCACUUCAGUUAUGGGUGAAAAUAGUUGAUGGAGACAUUCAAGAUUCUACACGUUCAGAUCUCUAUGAAUAUAUAGUAGACUUCCUUACAUUCUGCUCAGACCAAGAUCUAGUGUGGAAAUACUCUGCAUGGGUUUUACAAAAAAAUGAAGAGGUUGGCGUACAGAUUUUCACUAAAAGGCCUUUGGAAGAACAGGAGAAAAACAACAUUAAUCCAGAUGAUAUCAUCAGUUGCCUUAACAAAUAUCCUAAAGCACACAUUAAAUAUCUAGAACAUCUAGUAUUGGAAAGAAAAAUAGAGAAAGAAAAGUACCAUACUCAUCUAGCUGUCUUGUACUUGGAGGCAAUACUUCAGCUAAAAUCUGUGACCACAGAUAAUUUUACAGAAACAACUGAACUGCUGUUUAAACUACGCAGUCUUCUUCAGAAAUCUGAUCUUUAUAGAAUUCGCUUUAUUUUGGACAAAAUCCAGGGCACAGACCUUCAUAUGGAAAGUGCAAUUUUAUAUGGAAAACUAGAAGACCAUGAGAAGGCUUUGCAUAUCCUUGUCCACGAGUUAAAGGAUUUCCGUGCUGCUGAAGAAUACUGUAUAUGGAACUCUGAGAACAGAGACAUGCAGUACAGACGGAGGCUUUUUCAUAUGCUGCUGUCAGUGUACCUAAAUCCAGGCACUUCGGAUUGUGCACUAGUCAUGGCUGCUGUGGAUCUCUUGAAUAACCACGCUGCUGAAUUUGAUGCGGCUCUAGUCUUGCAGCUGGUGCCUGACAGCUGGUCAGUGCAGCUCCUCUCCCCAUUCCUGGCUGGAGCAGUGAGGCAAAGCAUUCAUACAAAAAGAAUGACUCAGAUUGCACUUGGGUUAGCACAAGCUGAAAACUUAAUCUACAAACAUGAGAAGGUUAAACAAAAAGGAACCCCAAUUCUUCUUUCGGACAAAAAGGUCUGUCAGGUGUGCCAAAAUCCCUUCUGCGAGCCUGUAUUUGUAAGAUACCCAAAUGGGGGUAUGGUCCACACACACUGUGCUGCAAACAGACACCUGAAUUCAAACGGGACUCAUCACUCUUCCAGCUCCAGCAAUCAGACUUGAAAUACGUUCCCGUCCCACGGGUUCUCAUGACUUAUACCCCAUUGAAAGUGGGCUGGAAAAAAGAACAAAGUGCAGCUACUUUAGGUAUAAAUCAAGAUGAACAGCUAUUCUUUGGGCUAAUGGAAAGACUUCCAGUAAAUAUGAAAUAUCGCCACUUAUCUUUUUGAUUUCUAAUGAAUGUAGAUAGCAAAGAAAAUUCACUACCAGAAAUGGAGAGGUGCAAAUAUAGGCUCUUCUGUAUAUAGUAAUAAACAGUUAAAGAAAAUGAGCCUUUCCUUCACAGUAAGGAUGAAUGUUAUGGAGACAAAGCAAAUAGUUAUUUUAAGAAAUGUCACUUUGCACUGAAUGUGGUGUUGAUAAAUUUGUAGAGGUGGAGAUGGCAUCUAUUGGAGUUGGAAUUCUUGGAACAUUAUGUGACAAGACUGGCAUCAUGCAGCUUACUAUCAAGACAAAAAUGUGCGUUGGUUAUAAUGUUUGCUGCAGCAUGUCCUCUUUUGGGCUGGAUUCUCUUCCCCAGGAUCACAUUGUGAACUUGAUUUUUUUGCUCUACAAACUGUUGGCUUUUGAUGCACUUUUUAGUACUUCCCCCCCCCUCCCCCCCGCUAUAUAGAAUUUAAAGGUAAGCACUGGUCCAUUAGGUUUCUACUCCUACAGUUACUGUAAUAAACUGAGUGGAAACGGAUAGCCUCAGUCACACAGCUGUGCUUGGAAGAAAAAAAAAAAAGCAAAGUCAGAUAGUCUGGUCAGACUGUAGUCACUUUUAUAUGGGGGACGAGACCUUAACUUUAAUAUUGAUUUAUUUAUUAAUAUGCAAAUAUACUGUACAUACAGCUGAAUAAAUUGAUCUUCUAUCAUUCUAGAGUUUCUUUGGAGGAUAAAGAUGUAGCUGAUACAUAAGUGUACAGGUUAUGGGCUAAAUGUUUGCUAUGACAUAACUUAGGCAGAUAGGAACUCCACAAGAACAGGUUUUAGUACUUGCGGAUGACUGUGCAAUCAAAAUCACGGAAAGAAGGUAUAAUUGGGAAGAAAACUACAAAGGUGCACUACAGGCGUACUGGAUUUGUUAUAUUCUACAAAACAUUCUGUAAACUAAGGUUUUUCAAAUAACAGUGAAAACCCUUUGCUUAACUGCCCUGAUAAGUAUUCACAUUGCUAUUUAACCAUUUUAAAGCAAUCAGUUUAAAAGAAGCAGGUUCCCACAAGAGAUGUUAAAAAAUGAUGACAUUAAAUAAAAGUAUUUCAAAGUCAAAGCAUUUCUUUUAAUUCUGUAAAGCUCUAAUAAAUACCAAGCUUACUGACCAGCAUGCAAUUGAGUUAGUACGGCUGCUCACUGUUUCAGUGUUCCAAAUCAGAGUGGAGACUUUCAGCAAAAUAGGGUAGCUGCGCAGUAUCUUCUAGAUGCAGUCUCGGCAGAGGUCUCCUGUUACCAAAAGGCUGGCUUACGAAACAGCCUCGUAAGCGUAGUGCUGCCUCCAGGAAGGGGCAACCAGACUACAUCCAGGGGAAAAAAAUAGCCA
Molecule: messenger RNA, 4109 nt
Organism: Aptenodytes forsteri (emperor penguin)
Lineage: Eukaryota; Metazoa; Chordata; Aves; Sphenisciformes; Spheniscidae
Gene: TGFBRAP1
Product: transforming growth factor beta receptor associated protein 1
Exons: 11
Coding region: 1-2592 (863 amino acids)
Biological process (GO): intracellular protein transport; endosomal vesicle fusion; vesicle-mediated transport
Cellular component (GO): membrane; cytoplasm
Source: RefSeq, a predicted model, not a curated record